GUGAGGAGUGCGAGCUCAUGCUCCGUUCUGAAGUGGAGACACGUCUCGGCGUUAGGUUUAGUGCCAUUGCUCUCACCAUGGCUAUCUCUAACAAACAGGUGUUUCACAUGAGGAAUUGACACCUUACUACAUCUUGUCUCCCAAAGCCGCCUUGCCCCCGACGGCGCACCUUUAGUCUGCUGUAGGGCUGAAUACCACUGGGUGCAGUAAAAUGCCUGCAGAAAACGGCGACAAGGACAGCGUUCUUUGCUAUCAGAGGCCAGAUGAGGAGGCAGUUGUGGAUCAAGGUGGCACAAGCUCAGUCCUGAACAUUCACUAUGAGAAAGAAGAGUUGGAGGGUCACAGGACUCUGUUUGUUGGGGUGAGGAUGCCGCUGGGCAGACAGUCUCACCGCCAUCACAGAGCUCACAGCUCCAAACAUCGCAAAAGAGAGAGGGGGAGAACAAGCCAUGCGGCAGAGGAGGAGGCCACAGAGAGCAUUACUACUGCCUCACAUGACACUCCAUCCCAAAGAGUGCAGUUCAUUUUGGGCACUGAGGAGGAUGAAGAGCACAUGGCCCAUGACCUCUUCACGGAGCUUGAUGAGAUUUGUGUUAAAGACGGCAAAGAUGCAGAGUGGAAGGAAACUGCCAGGUGGUUGAAGUUCGAGGAGGAUGUGGAAGACGGAGGAGAGAGGUGGAGUAAGCCCUACGUGGCCACACUGUCUCUGCACAGCCUGUUCGAGCUCCGCAGCUGCCUCAUCAGUGGAACCGUCCUGCUCGACAUGAGGGCCACCUGCAUUGAGGAGAUUGCAGACAUGGUGCUGGACCAUCAGGAAGCAGCUCAUGAGCUGGACGAGAGCGUGAGGGUGAAGGUUCGAGAGGCACUAUUGAAGAGGCAUCACCAUCAGAGUGAUAAGAAGCGGUCCAACCUGCUGCCCAUGGUCAAAUCCCUCACUGACUCAGGCAGAAAGCAAAGUGAACCACACUGCCUAGAAAAGAGUGGGCCAGCUACUUCUCCUCAGCCUCCUCCUCCAAACAUUGAGGUGAAAAACGGGGCAGGGCCGGAGAAUAGUCAAGUGGACCUCAGUAAGGUGGACACUCACUUCAUGAAGAAGAUCCCUACUGGUGCUGAGGCCUCCAACGUGCUGGUGGGAGAGCUCGACUUUCUUGAGAAACCCAUUGUGGCGUUUGUCCGCCUUUCUCCUGCUGUCCUGCUGACAGGACUCACUGAAGUACCCAUACCCACCAGGUUCAUGUUCAUUCUGCUUGGACCGGAUGGUAAAGCUCAGCAAUAUCAUGAGAUUGGCCGAUCCAUGGCAACCAUUAUGACGGAUGAGAUUUUUCAUGACGUAGCAUAUAAGGCAAAGGACAGGAAUGAUCUGCUGGCUGGCAUCGAUGAGUUUUUGGACCAGGUGACUGUUUUGCCUCCAGGGGAAUGGGACCCGUCUAUCCGCAUUGAGCCACCCAAGACUGUCCCAUCACAGGAGAAAAGGAAGAUGCCAGGAGUGCCCAACGGGACAGUAGUACCAGUGGAGGAGGAGACACAUGGGGAACAUCAUGGACCAGAGCUACAACGAACUGGGAGGCUGUUUGGGGGCUUGAUUCUGGACGUGAAGCGCAAAGCUCCAUUUUACGUGAGUGAUUUCAAGGACGGUCUAAGUUUGCAGUGCGUGGCAUCAUUCCUCUUCCUCUACUGUGCCUGCAUGUCUCCUGUAAUCACAUUUGGAGGACUUCUGGGUGAGGCCACACAGGGACACAUUAGUGCUAUUGAGUCCUUGUUAGGAGCUUCCAUGACUGGUAUGGCAUACUCUCUAUUUGCCGGGCAGCCUCUCACCAUUCUGGGCAGCACAGGACCUGUUCUGGUGUUUGAGAAAAUCCUGUUCAAGUUUUGCAAAGACUAUGACCUGUCCUACCUCUCUCUCCGCACCUGUAUCGGCCUAUGGACAGCCUUCCUGUGUUUGAUCCUGGUUGCCACGGAUGCCAGCUCUCUGGUUUGUUACAUCACCCGCUUCACGGAGGAGGCCUUCGCUUCCCUCAUCUGCCUCAUCUUCAUCUACGAGGCACUGGAGAAACUCGUGCAUCUGGGAGAACUCUACCCCAUCAACAAACACAACGACCUAGAUAAACUCACACUCACCUACUGUAAGUGUGCAAAGCCUGACAACCCCAGUAAUAAGACUCUGGAGCUGUGGGAUCAGAGGAACAUCACAGUUUCAGCAGUGCCCUGGAGCAACCUCACUGUAAAGGAGUGUUUAGAUCUCCACGGACAGUUUGUCGGGACGGCUUGUGGACUCCACGGCCCCUACACCCCUGAUGUUCUGUUCUGGUCGGCAAUCCUCUUCUUUGCCACCUUCUUCCUGUCAGGUUUUCUGAAGCAGUUGAAGACCAGCAGAUAUUUUCCAACUCGGGUGCGUUCUAUGAUCAGUGACUUCGCUGUCUUCCUCACCAUCGUUCUCAUGGUUCUGAUUGACUAUGCCAUCGGAAUUCCAUCACAGAAACUACAAGUGCCCAACAAAUUUAAGCCUACACGGGACGACCGUGGCUGGCUGAUGAACCCGAUCGGUCGCAACCCAUGGUGGACGGUGCUGGCAGCUCCUGUCCCGGCUCUGCUCUGCACUAUCCUCAUCUUCAUGGACCAGCAGAUCACUGCCGUCAUCAUCAACCGCAAAGAGCACAAAUUGCUGAAGGGCUGUGGGUACCACUUAGACCUACUGAUGGUGGGGGUGAUGCUGGCUGUGUGUUCUGUGAUGGGGUUGCCAUGGUUUGUCGCAGCGACCGUGUUGUCAAUCUCACACGUGAACAGCCUGAAGCUGGAAUCGGAGAGCUCUGCCCCCGGGGAGCAGCCUCGCUUCCUGGGAAUCAGAGAACAGAGGCUGACUGGUCUGGUCAUUUUUCUGCUCAUGGGCUGCUCAGUGUUCAUGACUGGUGCUUUACAGUUCAUCCCUAUGCCAGUGUUGUAUGGCGUUUUCCUCUAUAUGGGUGCCUCCUCUCUGAAAGGCAUUCAGUUCUUUGACCGUCUGAAGCUGUUUGGCAUGCCAGCAAAGCACCAGCCUGAUUUUAUAUACCUGCGUCAUGUUCCGCUGAGGAAGGUCCACCUGUUCACUCUCACCCAGCUCACCUGCCUCGCACUGUUGUGGCUCAUCAAGACUUCACCCGCUGCCAUAAUCUUCCCUAUGAUGGUGCUGGCAUUAGUGUUCAUCCGUAAGCUGCUGGAUUUCUGCUUUACCAAACGGGAACUCAGUUACCUCGAUGACCUCAUGCCUGAGAGCAAAAAGAAGAAGCUAGAUGAUGCAUCAAAAAAGGCAUCUGAGCAGGAGUCACAGGAGAUGCUAGUUGAUGUACCCAAGAAAGGAGGUGACAAGAACACGGAGGAGGGAAUCCCAAUGGAGAGUAGGAAACUACUGCAUUCACCAUCUACAACAACAGACCUUAGAACUGACCCAUCUGACAUUAACAUCUCUGAUGAAAUGUCUAAAACUACUGUGUGGAAAUCACUUAGUUCCAGCCAUAAGGACACAGAGAAUUCAGCCAGGAACAAAAAGGAUUCCCAAUGAAGUGGACUUAUCAGACCUGUGAGUUCUGUAACCGUUUGAUACCACUGUCAAACAGACUCUCUCUCUCAAACACAUGCAUAGACAGAAACAAUAUAUCAUCAGUUGUCUUAGCCAUGAGGUGUGAAUGUACAUUUUUGUGGGUUUAGUGUGUGUGUGUGUGUGUGUGUAUGUAUGUAUGUAUAUGUACAUGUGUGUAAAGGGAUAUACUUCUCUUGCCCAAAUCAGGUUAUUUUUAAUACAUGUUUCACUGGUCUGUUUUAAUUUAGCAAACAUGGCCUAUAAUGUCACUGUACUUUGUCAUAUAUGUAUGUUUAAUUUUAUGGUGGCAUAUUAAUGAUUUGUAGAAAAAUACAAUGAAUAGAGCUGUAAAAAUUAUAUUAGCUGCUAUUGAACAUGCAUACCAUAUACAUCUGUUGUGGUACAUUGUCAAAAAAACAAUAGUAACCUCAAUAUUAAGAGUUGUGUGUCUUAAUAUGUGCUGUAGCUGAGUGAAUGAUUGGAAUAAUCAUUUCAAAUCUGAAACUUAUAGUGUGUCUGAAGAUUCAAAAUGUCCAAAUGUUAAUAAUUAUUUAAUCUGUUUAUUAAUUAUUUACUGGGCGUUAACAGGGAGUUUAGAGUCAGCAUGUGUUCAGACUUGUCAAUCAUAGCCGAUUAGCAUUGCCAGUGUGUGUAAUAAGGACCAGUGCAGAACCUCUCCAUUCUGAGUGAACAUUUUGAGUCGGGACCAUGUUAAAAAGGAGCAAUAAAAGCCAAGGGAACAAUAAUGGAAAGGAUCCGCCAUGCACGGAGUAUUGGGUGAAUUGGGUAAUGGUCACCAUUUUAAACUUCACCCUCUUUUGCAAGAGCACCCCAUAACAAGCACUGUGUGAGUUAGUGCCAGACAGGUACAAUUCCAUGCAGAUAAGUCUUUACUGUUAAGUCUGUUUAAGCACUAAAUAAUGACACAUAAAGAGAAAGUCUCCUCAGGGCAUUACAACUGGGCCUUCAUUUAAAGCCACACACUGCAAUUUUAAAAGCCAUUUUUGUUAUAUGUGUACAGAACAUUUAAGAUAGUUUUCGUUAGGAUACUUUAAAGGUUAUAGCAACAUUCUUACCCCUUAAGGACCCAGUAUAUGGGAGAUUUUGAUUCUCUUGUUUACAAACAAGAAUAUUGUAAUUUGUGCUAGUAGAGCAUGAAAUGACAGUCUUUUCAGGUUACUCACAACUUCUUUUUACAUCUGCUAUGAGAAGGUAUAGCAUACAUUUAACUCUUUCCUUCAACUUGAUAGCAAAACGGGUGGCAGGGUCACUUGUUUUUUGUAAUCUCAGAAUGUACCUUUAAAGUACAUGCCCCUUUACAACUUCCCUCCGUCUCUAUCAUAGCCUCGUCCUCAUUCAUUUAUUUAUUUAUUUAUUUAUUUAUUGUACUAUAUUUUUUAAAAACUGGUGCCACUUAAGCCACUUUUACCAUUGCAAUUUUAACCACAUAAAACAAAUCUUUAUUUGUAGCUGCACUUUGUGUAUAAUCAAUACACAAUAUAGUCAAUAUGAUUUUCUAAAAAAUAUAUUUCUGAGUGUAUGAUUGUGUAUUUUCAUUUAUUUCGUAAAAUUUAUUUUUGUAUAUAUUGUAAUAGCGGCUCAUUGGAUGCAGUGAAGAAUGGAAAGGUUAGCAUGAAUGGAUAACAAAGAUAUUUUCCUUACAGUUAUAAAGAAUGCAUAAAAUGAUUACUGGCAUCAGAUUUCCCUAAAAAUGUCAACUGGGAAUAUCAGAACUGGAAUGUCAAUGCAUUUAAGGAAUGUUCAUAAGGAAUGUCUUAAAACUUCCUAAAAGGUUAUUAAUAUUGCAUCAGUGUUCCUCACAUCUAGGACGUAUAGAUGUACUUCAACCUGAUUCAGAUUUCCUGAAUCAUAUGUUAUUGCUGUGCUAUGAUCACUAUAAUAUUAAUUACCUUUGUUCAAUUAACUGUUGGUAUAUUAACUUCAAAAUACUGAUGGACAUUAUAGAUGUCUGUGUCUCGUUAAAUAAGGAGAUAUGUUAUUUUGGCCAAAGAAAUGAUUAUGUAACGUAGUGAUUUCACUAUGGUAAUAUAUGUAAAUAAGUGCUUAUUUGUUUUUCCAUGAAUGUGCAUUCUAUUACUGUUACUGGUUAUUGUUGAAAACCCAAUAUACCCCAAAUUUAAUAACCUGUUCAACAUGGCUGCAAUACUAUCCACAGUUAUUGAUUGUUCAUUAAAACAUAAAAAUCAGUUUAGUGUUAAUAACUAAAAUUCUAGCUUACCUAAUUUGAUAUUUGAAGAAUAUUUGAUAUUGGAAGCCUAAUAAAUGUGUCUGACCAAGCUGUGUGUUAAAAUAUCCCAGGCUUUUCUGUUUUCAAGUAGUUGGUCAAACCAUCAGCACCAGUGUGUGUUCUUCUGCUCACAGAGAAAAGAUGAUAUGAAGUGUACAGAGUCCAUUACUAUAAUAGAAACAGUAAUAGAAAAGGUAAGGAAAGUGAAUCAAAGGUAUAGCAAGAACAAUGUGUCUGUGCUGCUAUGGAAACAGGUGUAAUGACACUUGGAACAUGUUUGGUUGGAUAUACAGUCUGCAAUGAAUAAACACUUUUUUACUUACAAAUAAA
Electrophorus electricus (electric eel) is the source of this 6131-nucleotide messenger RNA. RefSeq names its product solute carrier family 4 member 8 (gene slc4a8). NCBI's taxonomy places the organism in Eukaryota, Metazoa, Chordata, Actinopteri, Gymnotiformes, Gymnotidae. Gene Ontology annotation, cellular component: plasma membrane. Gene Ontology annotation, molecular function: monoatomic anion transmembrane transporter activity; sodium:bicarbonate symporter activity; solute:inorganic anion antiporter activity. Gene Ontology annotation, biological process: transmembrane transport; monoatomic anion transport; bicarbonate transport. The record is from RefSeq and is a predicted model, not a curated record.